This is a messenger RNA of Rosa chinensis, 3120 nucleotides long. RefSeq lists its product as uncharacterized. NCBI's taxonomy places the organism in Eukaryota, Viridiplantae, Streptophyta, Magnoliopsida, Rosales, Rosaceae. The transcript has 5 exons. Bases 183 to 1430 code for a protein of 415 amino acids. The record is from RefSeq and is a predicted model, not a curated record.
UUUUCUCAUUCUCACGGUUUAUCAAACUUGCUCCUCCCAAUUCCAAGUUGGCAAUUCUCAAUUUCAGAGACUCCAAAUCUCUAAUUGGUUCUGAAACACAACAGAUCGAUAUCAGUAUUCUUUUCAUCCCAAUCGAAUUUUGUGACAUCGCAAGGCAGGGUCUCAGGAUCUUACAUAGCAACAUGAGAUUCAAGAAAGGGAGCAAGGUGGAAGUACUAAACGAAAAGGAGGGGCCUUCAGGAGCAUGGCAGUGCGCUGUGAUUAUAUCAGGCAAUGGACACACUUACGGUGUUAGGUAUGAUUGGUCUCCUAACUGGGAAGGUCAAGCAGUUAUUGAGAGAGUCCCGCGGAAGGCUAUUAGGCCUUGUCCUCCGCCUGUUCAGGGUGCAGAUUGUUGGGCAGUCGGUGAUGUUGUUGAGGUCUUUGAUGUUGGUUUCUGGAAGAUGGCUAACUUAGUGAAGGUUUUUGAUGAAAACUAUUACUUGGCUAGGCUGCUUGGAUCAUUUGAGGAGUUUAGAAUCCACAAAUCUAGGAUCAGGGUGCGUCAAGUUUUGAAAGAUGAGGAAUGGAUUGUUAUUGGAAAGGGUCUGGGAUCAGCUUACCACAAUCAUACGAGUUCUCCAGUCUCACGAAUGAAUUUAAGAAUAAAGCUGCCCAAUGGAAAUGAUUGUUUACCUCCUCCGGAAAACAAUAGUUGUGAGGAUUCCCAUAUUGUCUCCUCGGCGUCAUUAAAGAGACCUUCUCAAUGUUGCUCUCUUUAUACCGAAGCAUAUCCCCGAAAGAUAAGAGCUAUUGAGAAAGAAUCGGGGCGGCAACAAGUUUUCUCUCGGUCCCCAUCUUCCUUGCUUGAGAAGGUAGAUGCUGUUGCUUACCCAAGAGAAAAUCUGGCUGAAAAAUACGUGCACGCUUCCUUUAUUUGCCCUUCCACUCAAUAUUGUGAAAAUGAGAAGCGAAUUUUAAAUGGUGCCAAUUCAUGUUUUGAAGGAAGCUCGGAUGGUGUUUUUGAUAGUGAUGCAUGCUCUAUUGAAUCUGUUGGUAGUUGUAGUGUUAUUAGUAACAGUUCAAAUAAGUUGUCCGGGUAUAAUCUAGCCGGUCACAGUGAAGAUGAAGAUACCCUUUGUAGUGAUGCAGACUCUUUUUCUGGUGGUGCUGAUGUGCAAGAAUUUAAUUCCUUUCCUCUGAAAGGGGAUGUAACAGCAAAAGACUCUAGGUCGGAGUUGCAUGCUUAUCGCCGUACUCUAAUGUUAAUGCAUGCUUCAGGUUCUUUAAGUUGGGAACAAGAAGAUUUAUUGACAAACCUCCGUAUGUCCUUACACAUUUCCAAUGAUGAACAUUUGAUGGAAGUUCUUAAAUGUGGUUCAGUUUGGGUCUCCUGGGAAUUGUUGACACAUCUUGUGCCAAAGCAGAAGAGAACUGAAAAGUGCCAAUAGUUCAAUAUGAAAAUAAUGUGUCAUUGGCCAACCAAAGUGUUGCUAGAGGAAGAGGAGGAAUGAUUGCUGCUUGCAGCUCAGUAAAAUGAUUGGUAAUUCAAUUCAACCAAGCCUUCGUCACUACUGCAUAAUAUUAUUUGAUUCAAGGUAAAGCACGAAAUCCGUUGAAUUUUGUUAUCAAUCCUUGGUUAAGUUUACAAAAUGACAAUAUGUGAUGUUCCUUGUGUGAGAGGUUGGUCUUGUACAUCCCAUACUGUGCAUCCUGUUGGAUUUUGGCAUGCUUAUGAACUGAAUAAAGAGGUUAAAAGAGGUUACAAGCAACUGCUUUGCAUGGCAGUCCCAAGUAUUAACAGAUUGCCCCCAAAUACCUGGGAGUGGGAGAGUAUGGCAUGUCUCAGCUGCCUUGAUAGGUGCUAUGAUAGACUUGUAAGUCUCAGCUGCCAUGUAAAGUCUCUGAUGCAUCUCUAUUCUCUUUCUGUGUCUGAGGUGUCUUGGUUGUUCAUUUUGGUAUAUGUAUUGAACAUAUGAGGUUAUGAGUGACAUAAUUUUGUUGGUCUUCUUUUCCCAAAAGUAUUCCACUGUAUGUGGUUAAGACUCACAUCUGUUCAGAAUUUUCUUUCACCCUAUGAAAAUUUGAUUAUGCAAGAAAUCCAAUGUCAUAUGUUGUAGUUGAGUCUGGGCCCGGUUAUUUAAAUGACUGAUUUAAGAGCCUAUCUAACUUUCCUUUGCUGUCCUCAGUCUACAUGGUAUAUAUGAUACAAAAUCAUCAUGUUUCAGUAGUUGCUCAAAACUGAAUGUUAAGAGUUGACACUUGCAACGGGGUUAUGGCUCUUUGAUGGAUCGUGUUGUUUAACCACUUCUUUAACCAAACUUUUUUUAUGGAAAUGAUUAAUUCUGCUAAUAUCAUACUUAAUUUACCCUUUGAGGCUCAGGCUGCUCUAAAGUUUUGGAACAUGCAUCUGUGCAUAAAUUCAAAUUUCAGUUAUUUCAUCUUUAUACAUGUUUAACCAUGACCAAUAGUUUGCAUGUAUUUUGCAUAUUUUGUGAUUUAGAUUGAAAUUCAGAGUUCUGUUGUUUCCCCUUUCACCACCUUGGACUAUUAUCAUUUGAAAAAUAAAGUGCAAGGUUAUUAUUUAUUAGAUAGAAGAAUAAACAUGAGAGAGAUGAUAAACAUCACAGAGGAGUAUUUAUUCCAUAAAUACAAUUGGAACUUCUGGUUAUUCUGGUGUUCAACUUCUUGCUUUUCAGAAUUUUUUAUCAUGAAACAUUUAGACCGGUUAUUCUGGUGUGCAACUCUUUCUCUGUUUAAAAUACAAGAUUGGCGAAACAAUUGCAUUGAUGAAUGUAAAGGGGGCAAAUGUCUGUCUCAAUGUAUUUAGUGUUUCUUUAACUUAAGCAGGAACAAGACGUGGAAAGUGAGGAGCAGGCCAACGUAAAUACUGGACUAUCUAAUUGGGAGUAACAACUAUCCAACUUGGUAAACAACUAUUGAACUGAGGCAAAUUCUUGACGAAAAGAGGUUGAAGUUCAUUUUGUUCCUUGUUUUGAAGAACUGAGAUUUCGUUCCUUUGAAUUGUUCAUAUGUUUAGGUGUAAAUACUAGAUAAUACACUUCAAUGUUUGAAUGAAUUGCUUGAUAUUGCUGAUUCAGAUUAAUUUUUUUUUUUCUUUUUGGCAAGAUUUCGGAUUUA